ACUAUAGCACUUCCUCCAAAGAAAAUUAGGCAAAUCUUUACACAUUUAAGCAUAGCAAUGUCCGUCGCUAUGUUCAGGAUGUCAUUGUUAGCCCUCAUCUGCUUGACACUCAAGGAUGCCUUGGCUGCCCCUACCAGUGCUGUCACAAUCGCACCGCAUCCCGUCUUAUUUGCAAGCGCUCCUCCACUGGCCCCGCCGAUACAAUUGACGCUCGAGAGCAGCGGUCAUUUGCGACCGCGCCACCGCAAAGUGCUCAUGGACUCAAGACCCGAGGAAAUCCGGAACCCUAUUCCCGACAAAAUGGAACGCAACCAUCAUAAGACUCGGAUACCAAGCCAGGAGCAAUUGAGCUUGAUCAAGAACUUCAUCUCCGAUCACAUGGCCGGAUCGCCGUAUGUUCUUCAUCCAGACGGCUCGUUCUCCGCAAUCCAAAAACCCCCAGGUAGUUUGAAAUACUAUUACGGAAGAGUCGAGAUCUUCGACGAGGAAGGCUACUCGAUAUAUGAAACCCCCUGCUGUUAUGGCUUCCCGCGCUCGUAUUGUGCUUGUUUCUCAUUCUCAAAUUGCGCGGAAUGUUGUAUGACUUCUGCAGGCUGUCUAUGCGGGUUCCCGAUCGCCUUAGCUAUUUGUUCAGCUGGUACCGAUCUUAUUUGUGGGUCCGGUAGACUAAGCAGGGCUCUUGUCGAGGCCUGUCAGUACGAAUUCGGAAGACUAAGUACCGCUGGCUACAACGCCUGGCAAAGGAUCCGAGCUACACGAAACCCAACAGUAUCGCCAAUCUUUCUUGAAAUCAUCAUCACGAAGGUCCGGGUAUUCUUCUUGCCUCUACAUUUUCAUUCAAAUUUGUCAGUCACGACCGGAUGGUUGAAUUCAAUCAAAAAGUCCAAGUUUAUCUCAGGAACGGCAGAUACAUUCCAUGUCAGCGCCGGUCUCUUAUGUGACCUGGCGUUGAUGGGUUUGACGGGUCACACUAUAACUGCUAGUGUUACUAGCAGCCAGUGGAUGAGAAACCUCGCCUCGACGCUAGAAAGCGGAGGGGUUAAGCUCCCUAAGUUUAUAGGGGACGCGUGCGGUAGAGUCGUCGCAGCGCCGGGCUUAGAGGAAGGUUCAACUCUCUUCUAG
Puccinia graminis f. sp. tritici CRL 75-36-700-3 is the source of this 1122-nucleotide messenger RNA. RefSeq lists its product as uncharacterized. NCBI's taxonomy places the organism in Eukaryota, Fungi, Basidiomycota, Pucciniomycetes, Pucciniales, Pucciniaceae. The transcript has 3 exons. The coding region runs from base 58 to 1122 and encodes 354 amino acids. The record is from RefSeq and is a predicted model, not a curated record.